AUUGUGUGAAUUACCAAAUUUUUAGGACGCCAAAAAAAUUUUAGUGGCACCCCUAAUAUAAAAUUGCUGGCUCCGCCACUGCAUGAAUGGAACAUCUUCUAGAAGCUACAUAUAACCCUCUGUUGAUGUUAUUGUUAAUUACAACAAUGCCAUCGUUUCUAUAUAUGUAGUACAUUUGCACGUGUAUAAAAGUAAAUUAACGAGUUGCAUGCACAGCCACAACAGCACCAAUGUCUAUGGCUUCUUUGAUCAAAACCCCUUUCUUGUUUUUCUAUCGCAUUCUCUUUAGAAAACAUAGAGGUUUCUACAAAAACCAUGCAACGACACCGUUUAGAUAUGAAACCUUUAAUCCUCCUCUUGCAAGCCAGGCUUUGAUGAUCUUCGAUGUGGAAGGAGCUUUGCUAAAAUCUCCAUCCAUGUUCCCAUACUUCAUGCUUGUGGCCUUUGAAGGUGGAAGCUUAUUAAGGGCUCUUCUUCUCCUUCUUUCCUACCCUUUAACAUGUUUGGUUAGUGAAGAAAUGGGGUUGAAGAUUAUGGUCAUGGUUUGCUUCUUUGGGAUCAAGAAAGAGAGCUUUAGAAUUGGAAUAAAUGUUUUGCCGAAGUUCUUCUUGGAGGAAGUUGGAUUGGAGAUGUUUGAGGUGCUCAAGAGAAGUGGUGGGGGAAAAUUAGUAGGUGUGAGUGAGCUUCCUCAAGUGAUGGUUGAGUGCUUUUUAAAGGAUUAUUUAGAGAUUGAUUUUGUGGUCGCGAGAGAGCUGAAGGUGUUCAAUGGGUAUUUUGUGGGACUCAUGGAGGAGAAGAAGGAUAUCAUUCGUUUGGAGGAAAUCCUUGAAGAGGAUAAUAUGAUUGCUAUUGCUGGCUUCACAAAACUUCUUGAUCACCAAUUGCUCUCCCAUUGCAAGGAGAUUUAUUUGGUUGGAGAAGGUGAUAACAGGAGGUGGCAAAAGCUCCCAAGAGAAAAGUACCCAAAACCAUUGAUCUUUCAUGAUGGUAGAUUGGCUUUGGCACCAACCCCAAUGGACGCUCUAGCUCUAUUCAUGUGGAUGCCAUUUGGGUUUGUCCUUGCCAUUUUCAGGAUCCUUGUACACACGCCACUGCUCAUCAAGAUGUCUCAUCCUCUCUAUGCCUUCAGCGGUGUACACCUCACAGUUUCCAUACCCAAAACCAAAAGCUCUUAUUCAAACACCAAGGACGAAGAUAAAUCCAGAGGCCUCCUUUAUGCUUGCAAUCACAGAACACUUCUGGACCCUCAUUUCCUUGCUCUAAUUUUCAACAAAAGUUUUAUUGUGGUCUCGUACAGCUUAAGCAGAAUCUCAGAGAUUGGACAACCCAACAAAAUAGUGCGAUUAACGAGGAAUCGUGAUGAAGAUGCCAGGAUAAUCGACAGCUGUCUUAAUCAGGGGGACAUGGUUGUUUGCCCCGAAGGGACCACAUGCAGGGAACCAUAUCUCUUGCGAUUUAGUCCCUUAUUUGCAGAAUUGAGCGAAAUAAUAGUCCCUGUUGCAGUCAACUCCCAUGUUACUCUGUUUUAUGGUACAACCGCCAGCGGGCUCAAGUUUCUGGACCCGUUCUGCUUCUUCAUGAACCCAGCACCAACGUACAACUUUCAGAUCCUCGAGAAUGUAUCUGCUUCGUCCACUUGUCAUGAUGGGGGGAAAUCAAAGUUUGAUGUGGCAAAUCAAGUGCAAAGUGAGAUUGGGAAGGCUCUGGGGUUUGAGUGCACCAGGCUUACACGAAGAGACAAGUACAUGGUAUUGGCCGGUAACAAUGGGACUGUUUAAUUUACAUUAAACUCUCCCAACUUGCUUACUGUUUUGAGCUAACCGUUAGCCAUUUUUUCUAAAAGUUAACGGUUAAUGCGGUUAGUGCGGUUAAUGAGCAGUUAAUAACCGCCUGCCCAAUGUAUACAUGCGUACGGCCUUUCUAUGUCU
Molecule: messenger RNA, 1928 nt
Organism: Corylus avellana
Lineage: Eukaryota; Viridiplantae; Streptophyta; Magnoliopsida; Fagales; Betulaceae
Product: putative glycerol-3-phosphate acyltransferase 2
Biological process (GO): cutin biosynthetic process
Cellular component (GO): membrane
Molecular function (GO): glycerol-3-phosphate 2-O-acyltransferase activity; phosphatase activity
Source: RefSeq, a predicted model, not a curated record